UUAGAAUGCAAUAGCAACGGGAAUUAUUGAUUUAACGAUGGUUAUUGCGAAAACUUCCUAUGUAGGGGAACAUUAACCAAAAAAACAUUAGCCAGUAUGGACGGUUCUAGUCAAACCAGCAAAGAUCCGUUGAUUCGAAAGAACUUUUCCCAAAACAUUCUGGACAUUUUACGGCCACUAUCGUCCACAAAAAUGCCAUCAUUCCAACCGGUUGAUAGCCUUUCCGAACACAGCGAGCUUUCCGAGCCGUUCUCGGAUUUGGAUGAAUCCUACAUUCUGCUGGAUCAGCGGAAACGAAAAACUGACCACGGAGAGGGCGACGAGAUGCUACUGAAUCAGUUUACGCCGGAGUUCCGAAUAGUUUACGAUGAAAUGAUGGCCGAAAAGAAGGACCAUGAGUUUGAUAUCGAAGAGAAUGAUUUUUUAAUCGGCGAAGGAGGAAAAGUACCAGGACCGGAAGAAGAAUUCUUGCUGACCGAUCCUGGAGAAUUUAGUCCUAAAUUUAAAGAAUUUAUAGAUGACAUGCUGAAAAAGUGCGAAUUGAAGUAUCAUUUAGAGGAAAAAAAGAAACGAGAAGCCCUUCGGAAAAAGGAUCGCCGAGUUCGGCGUGCUCCUACAGAUGAAUCCUUCGUCCCUCCGGACAACGAUUCACUGUCCGGUGUAUGGCGAAUGCUUGAUGCCGUCUCGGUGGAAAACGGAUUCCCUAUGUCUCACAAUUACUAUAACCUCUACGACGAUCGGCGUUUCGAGUGGCUUUCCCGAGACGAAGUGCCCUGGAAUCAAAUCGAAUCCUCUAAGAAAAAGUGCGAACAGUGGCUUAAAAAGAGCCCCACACCCACCACGAGACCGGACAGCAGGCAGUGAAUCGAAAGUGGGAUACAACAUUGAAUAGAGGAUUUUAAAUGAAAUUGUUUGCGAACUUUGUUGAAAACUUUAAUAGAACAUUGCGUGCAAUAGCGUGUUAAAGAAUUAAA
This is a messenger RNA of Topomyia yanbarensis, 974 nucleotides long. RefSeq lists its product as uncharacterized. The record is from RefSeq and is a predicted model, not a curated record. The transcript is spliced from 3 exons. Lineage: Eukaryota; Metazoa; Arthropoda; Insecta; Diptera; Culicidae. The coding region runs from base 97 to 864 and encodes 255 amino acids.